Messenger RNA from Somion occarium, 959 nucleotides. Lineage: Eukaryota; Fungi; Basidiomycota; Agaricomycetes; Polyporales; Cerrenaceae. The record is from the annotation of a GenBank genome assembly.
GCCCGAACGAUUCAAUCUGUGUAUAUUCCUCGGAGUCUAGGAGUGGGUUUGGACCAAGGCCAACGAAAGAGGUCGGAAGAAUAAGGAGUAUGAUGUCUUCACCAGGUAGGAUGGCGGGUGGGAAAUGGUAUCGGCGGCAUGCCUUUCCAACCACGUCCCAUCCCGACCGCCAAAAACCAGCAAACGCACGAGGGAGAGGUCCCGUAGAGGUUUUCCAACCUUCAGCCUCGAAUGCUGAGGCUGCACGAUUGGGAUGUUAUAUUGCUUCAUUGCGAGUUCUCCCCAAAGGAUAACAGGAAUAUGUUCACGAUGAAGUACGUUGCUUAUGGCUAUAACAGGCGGGCCCAGCAUGUACACCAUGGUGGAAUGAAAUUUCUCGAGUCAAGUAGCAGUGGCAUGUCUGGUAUGCAGGAAGGAGUAGGAGUAGGAGGGAGAGCAUGUAGGAGGGAGAGCAUGUAGAAGGGAGAGCAUGUGAUCCAUACUUGGACCAAUCGCUUGCGACUUUGCCUCAGCCUGCAUGUUGCUCGACCACCACCACCAUCAACGGCCACGACAACUGACUCGGCUUGCAUUCUGUUGCCAUAUGAGACUUUAUGACUGCGUUCGCUGUUUCCAUGCCGUAUUGCUCGUACAUGGCAAUUCUAAGUUGUGUUUUGACUACCAAUGCUCUUGAUUUGACGAUGGGGAGCGUGGCGAUGUUGCACGCUCAUUACACUGUCCGUCGAUGGGUGCGAUCGCAUCCUGAUAGUUGCUACACCCAGGUUCCCCCGGGGGAAGGGGGGGUUUGUGUAGUUGGCUGCGAUGACAUUACUGAGAUGGUCGAUGUUACCUGACCGACCACACCAGUAUGUUCGUCGCUUUGUAUUGUCUAAGGAUGGAAGGUAGCAUAUUGCGAUUCAGACUGGCGAGGAUCAAGUGGCGGUCUUGUGUUUUGUGGCGAAUAACAUGUUGUGGACAUA